Molecule: messenger RNA, 1407 nt
Organism: Drosophila serrata
Lineage: Eukaryota; Metazoa; Arthropoda; Insecta; Diptera; Drosophilidae
Gene: Tm2
Product: tropomyosin 2
Source: RefSeq, a predicted model, not a curated record
GGUCGCUUUCUGGGCUAAGCAACUUGGUCAUCAUCAGUGUUCUCGGGGUUUCGACAGCGUAUAGUGUGUUUGAAACGCUAAGUGCUUUUUUCCAGUUUUCUUCCCUUCUGAGCCAACAACAAAAACACAAACACCAUGGACGCCAUCAAGAAGAAGAUGCAAGCGAUGAAGCUUGAGAAGGAUAACGCCAUUGACAAGGCCGAUACCUGCGAGAACCAAGCCAAGGAUGCCAACUCCCGCGCCGACAAACUGAACGAGGAGGUGCGCGAUCUGGAGAAGAAGUUCGUCCAGGUUGAGGUCGAUCUCGUCACCGCCAAGGAGCAGCUGGAGAAGGCCAACACCGAGCUGGAGGAGAAGGAGAAGCUCCUGACCGCCACCGAGUCGGAGGUGGCCACCCUUAACCGCAAGGUGCAGCAGAUUGAGGAGGAUCUGGAGAAGUCCGAGGAGCGCUCGACCACCGCCCAACAGAAGCUGCUGGAGGCCACCCAGUCGGCUGAUGAGAACAACCGCAUGUGCAAGGUGCUGGAGAACCGUUCCCAGCAGGAUGAGGAGCGCAUGGACCAGCUGACCAACCAGCUGAAGGAAGCCCGCAUGCUCGCUGAGGAUGCUGAUACCAAGUCCGACGAGGUCUCCCGCAAGCUGGCCUUCGUUGAAGACGAGUUGGAAGUGGCUGAGGAUCGUGUCCGCUCCGGCGAGUCCAAGAUCAUGGAGCUGGAGGAGGAGCUGAAGGUUGUCGGCAACUCCCUGAAGUCCCUGGAGGUCUCUGAGGAGAAGGCCAACCAGCGCGUUGAGGAGUUCAAGCGCGAGAUGAAGACCCUGUCCAUCAAGUUGAAGGAGGCCGAGCAGCGCGCCGAGCACGCCGAGAAGCAAGUGAAGCGCCUGCAGAAGGAGGUCGACAGGCUAGAAGACGAGUUGGGCAUCAACAAGGACAGGUACAAGUCUCUGGCCGACGAGAUGGACUCCACAUUCGCCGAGUUGGCUGGCUAUUAAGAUGGUCCAUUAGUCCCAAAAACAACAACUUUUUCAACAACAACAACAACAACAUCAACAACAACGAGCAGCAGCGGAGGAAGAAGAAAGAGAUGAAGAAGACGACGAGGAACUCUACUAAUUGUAAACGAAUAUCUCAGAAUGAUUUGGCCAGCAAGCAAGACCAAUGGCUGCCAUCAAGAUACCAAGAACAACAUCCAUUGUGUAUACAAUUCUUUAUAAAUCUAUAUAAUUUCUUAAUAAAUAAAUAACAACACCAACAAGAUCAACAACAGCAACAACAACCAAGCAUAGAUUGUGUAGAACCAAGGAUCGAUCCACAAGAGAACUUUUUAGAUUUUCUAAAGUAUAAAAUUAAUCCAAAGGAAAACGUAGCAGAAUGUAAAGAAAAAAAAUACAUAAACCCCAAAAAUCGAA